AUGCCCUCUGCUGAGACAUCCAACAAGGCUUUCAUCGAUGCUGCCGCUCAGGUCAUUCAAAUACUGGCAGGUGUGGUGACAUUGCAGGACAGUAACCCUGAACACCUUCGGUUGGCUAUGCAGGUGGGGGAUAUCUUGUCCCAUGUUUUUGAAACCCAUGGCAUUUCGGCCACUGUGGUCCCCCCGGUCCUGCUCUCAGCAGCCAUGGAGAUGCUAGAACACCUGGACCGCACUUGGCAAUCAUUUUCAGCAUCCAUUGAAAGACAAGGCCCGCACCCUCUUUGUAUCCAGGCCGGUGCCAUCAACAUCCACCGCCGGGGUCACAAAGUCGAUGCCAGCACCGGGCCCAUCAAGGCCAAAGCCCAAGCCGGCAUUGAAGAAGAAGCUGGCGAAGGGGACUCCAGUUCCAGUCGACCACCGGCACUGCCUGGUGACCGUGAAUCAUCAUAUGAGAAUUCCGCCCCACCGCCGGCAACAACCUCGAAGAAGCAAAAGGUCGCAAAGGUGCCAUUGCCAUCACCGGCCAUUGGGCUACAGGAAGAUUCUGGCGCUACCAUGGAUGCUCCGGAGUUGGUGCCGCGAUGUGACCAAUGCAUCAAAUUAUCCUUUAUUUGUCGUCAGGGAUAUGGUGCCACCAGUGCUGGACUCAAAGCCUGUGCCCAGUGCUCAAGGCUGAAGCUUAAGUGUUCCCGCUCCAAGAUUGAGACCGCCCCGGUGCCGAAGGGUAAGCCUAGCUGGCCACGUUUGAAUUCACGCCGCCAUCCCCCUACAGAAGAUAUCCUUAUGGAAGGUGAUGCUGCAGCGCCCCAUGCACCCAUAUAUUCUGUGCUGCCGAUUGCGACUUUAUUGCCCGAUAGUCGCUCCUCAGAUCCUGCCAAGUCAUCCUCGCCCCCCACACUUGAUCCUCCCAGGGAGUCAGUUGUUCCCUCCCUCCAGCAUUCAAUGGAGGUGGAUUCUGAGGGAGAUGCCAUGGUCAAUGACUUGAGGGCAAUGACCAUGCCGCCGAUGGUGCCUGGGCUGAACUUGUCAAACUGCAAGCUCAGCAGACCUGCCACUGCCGACCUAUUGAAUGUAUUGAACAACCGGCUUGCCGCUCAAGAUGCCGACAUCCAUGCACUGCAAGAUGUACGCGCCAACAUGAAUGCAUUGAACGACUGGCUCGCCGCUCAAGAUGCCGACAUCCUGUGCACUGCAAGAUGCUCAGGUGCAAUUGGACCCAGCAAGAACAAGCCACCGCUGUCCUUCAGGACGCCUACAACGCUCUUCACCAUUGUGUACUCGGUCAAAACCAGUCACUAUCUCCCCCCUUUCUCAGGCCCAAUCUAUCAUGCCAACCCACAGUACAGUGGCAAUCAUAGUAUGAUGCCGGUCAGCAUGGGCCAAAUGCAAGCGAUGGAGGGCUUAUACUUCAACUUGCCUGCAGGUGCUUCCACCAUGGGAGGCCCAUCAGUAGGCAAUGUUGCCGGCGGUUCUGGCUGGAAUGGAGCUGGCGGUCUCUCUGCCAGUCGAUCUCACAAUCAGAUCACUGGCAGUUCUCGCACAGGUGCACAUGCCUUUGGCGAGUCGGCAUUGGGCAGGGGCCCCCAGAACUAG
Messenger RNA from Suillus paluster, 1593 nucleotides. RefSeq lists its product as uncharacterized. Bases 1 to 1593 code for a protein of 530 amino acids. The transcript has 10 exons. The record is from RefSeq and is a predicted model, not a curated record. Lineage: Eukaryota; Fungi; Basidiomycota; Agaricomycetes; Boletales; Suillaceae.